This is a messenger RNA of Coregonus clupeaformis (lake whitefish), 3332 nucleotides long. Its product is annotated as zinc finger CCCH domain-containing protein 13-like. The transcript has 2 exons. Lineage: Eukaryota; Metazoa; Chordata; Actinopteri; Salmoniformes; Salmonidae. Bases 16 to 2151 code for a protein of 711 amino acids. The record is from RefSeq and is a predicted model, not a curated record.
UGACAACGGGCAUCCAUGACGGGGAAGCUGUUGAGCACAAAAAGGAAAAAGGAAGGGAACCACAGAGAAAGGAAAAAGGAAGUGGAGAACCGCAGGGAAAGGAAAAAGGAGUCGGAGAACCGCAGGGAAAGGAACAAGGAGUCAGAGAAUCGCAGGGAAAGGAGAAAAGAGUCAGAGAAUCGCAGGGAAAGGGAAAAGGAGGAGAACUGCAGGGAAAAGAAAAAGGAGGAGGAGAACCGCAGGGAAAGGAAAAAGGAGGAGGAGAACCGCAGGGAAAGGAAAAAAGAGUCAGAGAACCGCAGGGAAAGGAAAAAGGAGUCAGAGAAUCGCAGGGAAAGGAAAAAAGAGUCAGAGAAUCGCAGGGAAAGGAAAAAGGAGUCAGAGAACCGCAGGGAAAGGAAAAAAGAGUCAGAGAACCGCAGGGAAAGGGAAAAAGGAGGAGAACUGCAGGGAAAAGAAAAAGGAGGAGGAGAACCGCAGGGAAAGGAAAAAGGAGGAGGAGAACUGCAGGGAAAGGAAAAAGGAGAGAGACCGCAGGGAAAGGAAAAAGGAGUCAGAGAACUGCAGGGAAAGGAAAAAGGAGUCAGAGAACUGCAGGGAAAGGACGACAAGCGAAACAAGUACAGGAAAAGGGUCAGGCUCUGGGAGGGACAUGGCGAAGGAGAGAGAGCAGAGUUGUUCCAGAGACUACCUGUCCUGUCUAAAUCUAAAACAGUUGCUCAGAAGCCUAGCUUGCAGACAACUUCCCCCAGUACCCCUGAAGAGCAAGUUCCUUCUAACUGUUCAGGGAUUGGAACCGGAACCAUUCCGGAGCCCCAGCCGUCUGGUCAGCCACAGAACUCCAGUCCAGAAAGAUCUGGAGAGACAGAAUCAGACAGAGACCAAGUGAGCCCCCCUGCUGUCAAGCUGGCUCCCUCCAAGGGUCGGGCACCCACUGUGUCUCUCAAGAAGUUCCAAGAGCUCCUGAAGCACAGGCACCAAAAGACGAGGAAGUCUGCCAAAAGCAAGGAGGCAAAAGAAACAGAAAGUGAAACUGAAGGAGAGAAACAAAGUGAAGGAAAGUUAAAGUUAUUGAAACCCAAUGAAAUUGACAGCGGUCAAAAUGAAUCAAGACUGAUGAACAAAAAAAAAAGUUAUUCCCAGUCUCUAGAAAGAGAGUCAGCCGUUAGACCAACCGUUGAAAAUUACGAUCAGACAAACCGAACAGAGAGCGACCAUCCGGAGGAAAAAGAUGCAGGACACAACAGCAGCGCUUGUGGACAGGAGACGGAGUAUCAAGAACUCAUCUACAAAGAGACUGAAAGAGAGAACAUUGAGGACAGAGAACAUUUUGAGAACACAGAAAACGUUGAAGACGGAGAAAACGUGGAUGCGUCAGGAGACUUUUCCGAACUCCGAGAGGAGCUGGCUACCUUAGCAAUGUUAUCGAUGACAAGGACAAAGAAAAUGGUGGAUCCUCAACGGACCGACAAAGGCAACAAGGAAGGAAGAGAUCUGGUUACCAAGGAGAACAGAGAGAGGGAAACAGACUCGUCUACAGAGACAAACAAGAAGACCGAAGAACCAAAAGGAUCCAUGUUGGAGGCAUAUAGGAGAAGUGUGAUCAUCCGAGAGGUGGAGGAGAAAAUGGAGGAUGGGUAUUUGGAGAUGGAGAUCUCCAGCGAGGAGUUUGAUGUGGUUGACGAGGUCCACCAGACGUUUGGCUACGCCGUGACUGAGGAAGUGAGUGGUGAAGAGGAGGAGAUCGAUGUAGAGGAGAUGUGUCCAACGAUGUAUCCUGAUGCAGCUUGGCAGGAGGUUUCCGGCGCCAGAGAAGUGGACCAAUCGAGUUCCACCAUGGUCAGCUUCAGAGGCAUCACCCACAACCACUUCCACAUGGCUACCGCUGCCCCCAAGAUGGCCGACGUGAGUCUCCCGACCCCUCUGGAGGCAGAGCCUUCCACCCUGACAUCAUCACGAAGGGUCACCACAGGGUCAAUAGGAAGCUGGGAGCCGGAGGAGGAAGAGGAAGUGGAGGUGGACGUUCUUGAGUGGUCGCCGGACGUGCGACCAAUAGUGUGGGGGGCGGGGCUUGAGCAAGGCGUCACAGAACUGACAGAGGAAGACUUGGAGGAAGACGAGAUUGACGUGAUGGGAGAGGAAACCGACUGAGUAAGUGGGAAAGUGUACUCUUAGGGACGUGUUCAUUUAGAAUCCAUAAAAAAAAAUAAAAAAUACAACGUUGCCAUUGAAGAACGCAUAUGUGGAUUCGUCAACAUAAAGGCUAGCUUUUGUAUGCGUGUGUUCUAAAUUGGAAACGUUUAUUAUUGCAACAGAGUCUAAAGAGUGUGUUCUUGAGAAGAAAGGUUACCGUUCCUAAGCAACCUCCCUGCUCCUCCUCUCCACACAGUUAACUGUCGGAGCAGCCCCAACCUACCACACUAACUCACAAAAUGAGAGUGAGUCUCACUAUAAAAAAAUAAUAAUUGUUGAUUGUGAUUUGUUAUUGUUUUUGUUGUUCUGUUCUUCAGCAGAGUUCCUUUUGAGCCCAAGACUAGACACUCGGCAAACUCAGCUACUCUUUUGUUACAUUUCAGGGCCCGUAUUGAGUGCAGAUCUAGGAUCAGUUUAGCCUUUUACAUCAUAAUGAAUAACAGAGGCACGCCUACUCUGAGAAGCUUUGUGAAUACUGGGCCCUGGUGUUCAUUUUGGUUAUUUUUUGUACCUUCAGAAUCGGUCAGUCAGUGUCCAAUCAGAAGCACUUAAAUAUAAUGUUUAUGUCUGUCAUUUUUGACAAGUUCUUUAUUUGUAGCUUCAUUGUUUGUAUAAGUUUGUAAAUUUGAAAGAAAGCCUAAGGCCUGUCAUUUAAAUAGAAUAAUUUUGUUGUAUUCGAAUGGCUUUCUUGACCACAGCUGUCCAAUAGAUUUGUUUUCUCAAGCAUGGCCAUUUUCUAUUUGCUUUAACCUAGCUAUUGAAGAAAACGUUUAACUUAGCCUACUUAUGCUCAGUGUUCGUACUCAUGCUCAAUGUUUGCUCACAUUCAAUUACAAUUUUCUAGCCUCCCAGUCAAGCCAUCCUUGUUCAAACAAAAAGGAGUUUGAUUUUCUGUUGGGGCCAUAAUGAGAAUGGCCUGUCACUUGUUCUCUAGCGGGCCUAGUCACAAUACUUUAACAAUGCAUCCUUACUUUAUACCUCCCUUGAACAAAUUGCUCACUGAACAUGGCAGGAUAAGUAGUGGUCCUGUACAUAGUUUACAGCAAUCUUGUUUUAUCAGAUUUAUUGUGUCAAUCAUGAGGUAAAAGUGAAGGAUCAAGGAUGUAUUGGAAAAAUAUUAAAAACUCUCUUUGAUUUGA